AUGCAAUGUUAUACUGAAGUGCUGCCUCCUUCGGGAGUCACGCAUGCUGUUUCUGCUGCAUUUACUUCGGCCACGGCAAAAAACCUCAUUGUGGUCAAGACAUCUCUCCUCCAGAUCUACACUCUGGUCGCCGAGACAUCCACUACUUUAAUACUAGAAAAUGACCAACAGGCGGAUGAUGAUGUCAAAAAUGAAGCUACAAAAUUGCAUUUGCACGCGGAAUAUGACCUUUACGGAACAGUGACUGAUAUAUCUCCCGUCAAAAUCCUCAAAUCAAGGAGCGGGGGAGAUGCUCUCCUCUUGUCGUUCAGAAAUGCGAAACUCAGUCUGAUUGAGUGGAACCCCGAGACACAAGGUAUUUCAACCAUGUCAAUUCACUAUUACGAAAAAGAAGAUAUCACGCUCAGCCCUUGGGUACCUGAUCUCAGUCAAUGUGAUAGCCAUCUCACCGUGGAUCCGAGUAGUCGGUGUGCUCUACUCAAUUUCGGAGUGCGGAAUAUCGCCAUUUUGCCUUUCCAUCAAGCUGGCGAUGACUUGGUCAUGGAUGAAUAUGACCCUGAUCUGGACAUGGAUGACUUGACUGAUCAGGAGGAGAACAAGAAGCCUUCCCAUACAGACAGCAAGAAGGCGGAGGGUGAUUUGAUCCAUCAGACUCCGUAUGCCGCUUCAUUCGUACUGCCAUUGACUGCUCUGGAUCCGACUCUAAUCCAUCCUAUUGGGCUGACAUUUUUGCAUGAGUAUCGAGAGCCCACAUUUGGCAUUCUCUAUUCGCCCAUCGCCACCUCAGCAGCUUUACUGGAAGAACGGAAAGAUGUCGUGGUGUAUUCCGUGUUUACGCUAGACUUGGAACAGCGUGCUUCCACGCCUCUGUUGUCUAUAGCAAAAUUACCAAGUGAUCUACUACACAUCAUGGCUCUCCCCGCUCCUGUCGGUGGCACCUUACUCAUCGGAUCCAACGAGAUGAUACACAUUGACCAGUCGGGCAAGGCUAGUGCAGUGGCAGUUAAUGAAUUUGCAAAGCAAGUCUCAGCAUUCCCCAUGGUAGAUCAAUCUGAUUUGGAGCUUCGACUAGAAGGCUCAGUCGUCGAGGUUAUCAACAAUGAGAGCGGCGAUAUACUUCUCACUCUAUCGACGGGCGAGCUAGUUCUGGUUCAUUUCAAGAUAGAUGGACGAUCGGUGUCGGGGUUCGUUGUAUUCCCGAUACCUGCCGUUUCGGGAGGUGACGUUGUCAGCGCUGUUGCUUCAUGUGCCGUCGCUCUCGGCUCUGGGAAGGUGUUCAUUGGCAGUGAGGAUGCCGAGUCGGUUCUUCUUGAUUGUUAUUUACCAUCAGCGGUAUCGAAGAAAAGCAGAGAUUAUGAUAGAGAUCAUUUUGAUGAAGAAAUGAACAACGAAGAGGAUGACGACAUGUACGAAGACGAUUUAUAUUCAUCAGCGCCGAAGGAAGCUGUCAAUAAAACCGUGUCGAAUGGCAGAAUCUCGGAUAAUUACACAUUCAAAGUCAUUGAUAGAUUGCUCAGUUUAGGACCUUUGCGUGCUGUCGCUGUGGGAAAACCCGCUAGCAGAGACUCUAACGCAGAGGACGCCCAGCAAAGCGUGGACGACUUGGAGCUUGCUGCAGCUUACGGUUCUGGCAGAGGUGGAGGAGUUGCUUUACUACAACGCACACUUCAUCUGGAUGAUGUUUUUACCCUAGGCGCCGAAUCUGCCGACUCUGUAUGGAACAUAACUACGAGCAACACAAAAUCCGGGCAUAACGAUUCUGGCGAAGAAAACCAGUCUUAUGUUAUUCUUACCAAGGCGAACUCACCGGAAAAUGAGGAAACACUCGUUUAUGCAGUCAAUGAACGCAACCUAGAACCAUUUAAUGCUCCGGAUGUUAACCCGAAUGGCGACCCUACCAUUGAUAUCGAUGUUCUUGCUGGAAAUAGCCGUGUUGUGCAGGUGCUGACAGGUGAAGUGAGGAUAUACGAUACAAAUCUCGGUAUGGCUCAAAUUUAUCCCGUCUGGGACGAGGAUGAGGGCGAUGAGCGAUUCGCCGUCAGUGCUAGUUUCGCAGACCACUAUCUGCUGAUUAUCAGAGACGACUCGUCUAUUCUUCUCCUUCACUCGGAUGAAAGCGGUGAUCUAGAUGAGUUAACUAAACCCGAGACUGUAUCUUCACAACCCUGGCUCUGCGGAUGUCUAUACACGGAUAGACAUAAUGUUUUUGGGCAGGGCAAUACGACAGAGACUACGUACAUGUUCUUACUUAAUUCAGAGUGCAAAUUAUUUAUGUUCAGUCUACCCACUGUGGAACUUGUUUCUGUGACAGAAGGAGUUGAUUAUGUAUCGUCCAUUCUUUCAUCAGACCCACCAACCAGGCGUCUCAACUCUCGCGAGACUAUCGCAGAGCUUCUGAUUGCAGACUUGGGCGAACUGCCAACGGUGUCUCCUUAUUUGAUCAUACGGACCGCUACCGAUGAUCUUAUCAUCUACAAGCCAUUCUGGGAGAAUAGCAAUGCAGAAAAAAGUGGUGGGAGCCUGAAAUAUAUAAAAGAGACAAAUCAUUUCCUACCAAAGGUAUCAUUGGAAGCAGCGUCAUCUGCCUCACAGCAAAGAACGCCAGGACUCCGUCGUCUGUCUGACCUAGGUGGUUAUGCCGCAGUUGUGAUGUCCGGAGCAUCUCCAAACUUGAUAGUCAGGACAUCAAAGAGCCUGCCUCAUGUGUAUAGUAUUCAAAGUGACUUCAUCCGCGGCAUCAGUGGCUUUAACGGUGCUGGAUGCAAGAAGGGUCUUGUAUAUGUUGACAAUGAGCGUCUUGUCCGAACUUGUCAAUUAUACAAUAACGCACAACUCGACUUUUCAUGGCCAAUUCGCAGGAUACCUCUGAAUGAACAAGUUGAUCAUCUGGCAUAUUCCACGGCAUCGGGGACAUAUGUUGUUGGUACAACUCAUGAGCAGGACUUCAAAUUGCCUGACGACGACGAAUUACAUCCUGAGUGGGCAACUGAGGAGAUAUCCCUACUACCCAAAGUCGCGUAUGGCUCUAUCAAGCUGAUCAAUCCAAAAACCUGGAAAGUAAUCGACAGCUAUACAUUUAGCCCCGCAGAACGCAUCACCGCCGUCGAAAACAUCAACCUCGAAAUAUCCGAAAAGACCGGCAAGCGAAAAGACAUGAUUGUCGUAGGUACCACAUAUGCCAAGGGUGAAGACAUUGCAGCCAGAGGAAACGUAUAUGUCUUCGAUGUGAUCGACGUCGUUCCUGACCCGGAUGAACCUGGAACGAAUCUCAAGCUCAAACUCAUUGGUGAGGAAUCCAUUAGAGGUGCUGUGACCGCAGUUUCCGGCAUAGGCGGUCAAGGAUUCAUGAUUGUUGCGCAAGGGCAGAAAUGUAUGGUGCGAGGGUUAAAGGAUGAUGGGAGCUUGUUGCCCGUGGCGUUUAUUGAUGUACAAUGCUACGUCAGCGUCAUCAAGGAGUUGAAGGGUACCGGAAUGUGUCUUAUUGGGGAUGCAUUUAAGGGGUUGUGGUUUACUGGAUACUCGGAGGAACCUUACAAAAUGACGCUCUUUGGCAAAGACCUGGAUGAACUGGAAGUGGUGACUGCUGAUUUCCUGCCUGAUGGCAAGAAACUUUAUAUCCUCGUUGCAGACGGUGACUGCAACCUAUAUGUUCUUCAGUAUGAUCCGGAGGACCCCAAAUCAUCAAAUGGCGACCGCCUUCUCAACCGCUGCAAAUUCCACAUGGGCCACUUCGCAUCCACCCUCACCCUCCUCCCCCGCACCGCCGUCUCCUCUGAACUUGCAGUCAUGUCCUCAGACUCAAUGGACAUAGACUCCUACACCCCCCUAUACCAAGCGCUCAUAACAACCCAGUCUGGAUCAAUGGCCCUCAUUACAUCUUUAUCUGAAGAAUCCUACCGACGAUUAACGGCUCUGCAGUCUCAGUUAAGCAAUACCCUUGAACACCCCUGUGGACUUAACCCGCGCGCCUAUCGGUCUGUGGAGAGUGAUGGCGUAGUGGGCAGGGGCAUGAUUGACGGGAAGUUGUUGAUGAGAUGGUUGGAUUUGAGUCGGUCACGGAAGCUUGAAAUCGCGGGCAGGGUGGGUGCGGACGAGUGGGAGAUUAGGGCUGAUUUGGAGGCUGUGUCGGGGGUGGGACUUGGGUACUUGUAG
Talaromyces marneffei is the source of this 4152-nucleotide messenger RNA. RefSeq lists its product as uncharacterized. The record is from RefSeq and is a predicted model, not a curated record. The transcript is spliced from 9 exons. The coding region runs from base 1 to 4152 and encodes 1383 amino acids. Gene Ontology annotation, cellular component: mRNA cleavage and polyadenylation specificity factor complex; nucleus. Gene Ontology annotation, molecular function: protein binding; nucleic acid binding. NCBI's taxonomy places the organism in Eukaryota, Fungi, Ascomycota, Eurotiomycetes, Eurotiales, Trichocomaceae.